Cariama cristata (Red-legged seriema) is the source of this 840-nucleotide messenger RNA. RefSeq names its product calcium channel, voltage-dependent, gamma subunit 3 (gene CACNG3). The annotation marks the transcript as partial. Gene Ontology annotation, molecular function: voltage-gated calcium channel activity; channel regulator activity. The transcript has 2 exons. NCBI's taxonomy places the organism in Eukaryota, Metazoa, Chordata, Aves, Cariamiformes, Cariamidae. Gene Ontology annotation, biological process: calcium ion transport; positive regulation of synaptic transmission, glutamatergic; transmission of nerve impulse. The record is from RefSeq and is a predicted model, not a curated record. Gene Ontology annotation, cellular component: AMPA glutamate receptor complex; postsynaptic density membrane.
GUGCAGUGAGAGCGUCCAGCAUCUUCCCCAUCCUCAGCGUGGGUCUGCUGUUCUUCGGGGGCCUGUGCGUGGCGGCCAGCGAGUUCUACAAGAGCAAACACAACGUCAUCCUCAGCGCCGGCAUCUUCUUCGUCUCUGCAGGUCUCAGCAACAUCAUCGGGAUCAUAGUCUACAUCUCGGCCAACGCGGGGGACCCAGGGCAGAGCGACUCCAAGAAGAGCUACUCCUAUGGCUGGUCCUUCUACUUCGGAGCCCUGUCCUUCAUCAUCGCCGAGAUGGUGGGGGUGAUCGCUGUGCACAUGUACAUCGAGAAGCACCGCCAGAUCCGUGCCAAGUCCCACUCGGAGCUGCUGAAGAAGUCAGCCUUCACCCGCCUCCCCCCCUACAGGUACCGCUUCCGCCGGCGGUCCAGCUCCCGCUCCACCGAGCCCCGGUCCCGGGACAUGUCGCCCGUCAGCAAGGGGUUCAGCACCAUCCCCUCCACCGACAUCUCCAUGUUCACCCUCUCCAGGGAUCCCUCCAAGGUCACCAUGGGGACGCUGCUCAACUCGGAGCGGGACCACGGUUUUUUACAGGUCCAUAACUCCAUCCCCAAAGAGUUCAAGGAGUCUUUGCACAACAACCCGGCCAACAGACGAACCACGCCGGUCUGAGGCGGGCGGGGGCGUUCUGUCAGGCUGCAUGACAUCAUCCUCGUGACGGUGUAACCCGUGAAAUCCCGUUUUUAAGGACAAACCCAGAUGGCUCCCCGUGCCCCUCCCCGCGGGGCUGGUUUUUCACUCCUGAAAUGCCACUGGCCGGGCCAGGCCACUGCGCCCACAGUGGGACCGGGACCCCUGC